AUGGCAGGUGAUUUCGGAAACAAGUCAAAUUCCCAAGAGGAAGUAAGAUACUGCUUUGGUUUACCAAACUCAGUUGCAGCUCCAAUUGCCAUGUGCGCAUUCAUCGCUUCAUCAAUUGGAUGUGUAUACUACAACAAGAUGUGCUACCAAAAGGAUCUUCCAUUCCCAGUUUUCAUGUCAUGGGCUCAACAACUCAUUGGUAUGGCUAUAAUGUCCACUUUCUUGACAGUUAGAGGUAUUCUCAGUGGAAAUGAGGAGAUGUCAGCAAGCAUUCCAUUAAGCAAAAGAUUAUACAGAUACAAAUAUGCAGUUUUUGUAGCUUUCUGCUUCUGUAUGAACAUUUCUUUGAAUAACAUGUGUCUCAAGGAUGCCAAAGUUUCUAUGUAUGCUGUUGCCAAGUCCACUACUGUAUGUUACUCACUCCUCUUACAAUACUUCUUAUUGGGUAUCAAGGCUAAGCUUUCAUCCGUUUUAUCAUGCUUUGUUAUUAUUGGAGGUGUCAUCGUUGGUAUCUCAGAUAAGGAGUUCGGUCUCGAGCCACGUUCAUUCUUCAUGGGUACUUUAUCAUCAUUCUUCCAGUCCCUCUACUCUGUUGCAGUUAAGUACACCGUCCCACACUGUGACAACUCAACCACUGAGCUCUUACUUCAUGUACAAGAGCUCUCAUGUAUCAUCCUUUUAAUCCUCUCUGUUGUGUGGGGUGAAACAUCAAAGGUCUUAUCUUCCAAUGUAUUUGCCUUCGUCUCUGCUCCACUCAGUGCCAUCCGGUUGUGGGUUUUGAUGGCUGGUUCUGCUAUCCUCGCCAUAUGUUUGAACCAAUGUACAUAUUUGGUCGUAUCUCUUACUACCCCAGCAACAUACAACGUUACUGGUUUAGUCAAACAAGCCCUUCAGACAGCCGGUGGUUUCAUCUUUUGGGGUGACAAGCCAAAACCAGCUCCAGUUGCCGGUGCAUGCCUUACACUCACUGGUUCCGCAAUCUACACUCUCACCAAGCUCUGGGACGGAACUCCAAAGAACACCAAACAAGAAGAAACCAUCAAGGAACAAGCCCGUCUCUCAGUUGGAACUGGUUCUGAUGCAUUUGAGAAUCCACUUACCGAGAACGGGAACCAAAACGAAAAGCAACCUCUUAUUGCAGAAGACAAGUGCGAGAAAGGUCAAGCUUAA
Molecule: messenger RNA, 1170 nt
Organism: Cryptosporidium ubiquitum
Lineage: Eukaryota; Apicomplexa; Conoidasida; Eucoccidiorida; Cryptosporidiidae
Product: fucose translocator
Exons: 1
Coding region: 1-1170 (389 amino acids)
Cellular component (GO): Golgi apparatus
Molecular function (GO): antiporter activity
Source: RefSeq, a predicted model, not a curated record